Messenger RNA from Vitis riparia (riverbank grape), 1157 nucleotides. Its product is annotated as xanthotoxin 5-hydroxylase CYP82C4-like. Gene Ontology annotation, biological process: defense response to other organism. The record is from RefSeq and is a predicted model, not a curated record. The transcript is spliced from 2 exons. Gene Ontology annotation, molecular function: monooxygenase activity; heme binding; oxidoreductase activity, acting on paired donors, with incorporation or reduction of molecular oxygen. The coding region runs from base 385 to 1059 and encodes 224 amino acids. NCBI's taxonomy places the organism in Eukaryota, Viridiplantae, Streptophyta, Magnoliopsida, Vitales, Vitaceae.
GAUUCUCAACAUGGUAUCAGAGCCAAACCCUAAAGCUUCCGCAACCUAAAUCAAUCAAUUUCUUCUCAACUUCUGCCUUGCGAAAUUCUGCUAUGGAAUUCUCGCAUUGAUUGUCUUCCGGCUUCUUGCAUUUUCUUGAAUAAAUUCUUGAAAAUAAGUUCUAGUGAUUCUCCUCUUGUCAAUCCCUCUCUUGUGCAUCCUUCAUCUAAUUCUUUUAAUCAGCCUCCUAUCAAUCCUUCAGAUGACUCAUCGAGUCCGUAUUACCUACAUCCAAGCGACAAUCUUGGUGCUUUGUUAGUAUUAGAAAUCUUCAAUGGAGAAAACUAUGUUGUAUGGAGUCGUUCGAUAGUCAUUGCAUUGACAGUAAAACACAAGGAUCAGUCAAUGGAGAAGAUGAUUGGGAUUGCUCUUGAAAAAGGACUUUACCAUCUGAUUCCAGCUUAUGAAUCAACAUUUAUCACUCUUGCAUGGGCCCUCUCUCUUCUACUGAACAAUCGCCAUGCGCUAAAAAAAGCACAAGCAGAGCUGGAAAUCCAUGUGGGAAAGCAUCGCCAAGUGGAUGGAUCAGAUAUAAAGAACCUAGUCUACUUGCAAGCCAUCGUCAAGGAAACAUUACGGCUGUACCCUCCUGGGCCACUUUCCCUGCCACGUGAGGCCAUGGAAGAUUGCACUGUGGCUGGCUUUCACAUCCAAGCUGGGACGCGCCUUUUGGUUAAUCUCUGGAAGUUGCAUCGUGACCCCAGAGUCUGGUUGGACCCUUUGGAGUUCCAACCAGAGAGGUUCCGGACAAAGCAUGCAGGUUUGGAUGUUAGGGGUAAAAAUUAUGAACUUCUACCCUUUGGUUCAGGUAGAAGGGUAUGCCCAGGAAUCUCAUUUGCACUGGAGUUGACGCAUCUGACGCUAGCCAGACUGCUUCAUGGUUUUGAAUUGGGAGCGGUUGCAGAUUCACGGGUGGAUAUGACUGAAAGUCCUGGGUUGACUGCCCUCAAAGCAACCCCACUGGAAGUCACAAUUGUUCCAAGGCUACCUUUCGAGCUCUAUAGUUAUGAAGCAGCAUAGAAAGUAAAUAAUACUCUUAUGUGAGCCGGAGAGUCCCCUAAUUAGCCCAGUGCUUUAGUUUAGGGUAUAUUUAUGUUGGUGUGACUGACUAUGAAUUG